AUGGGAAAUCAAUGCCGAGUAUUGUUUAAUCCAUGUAUUCAUAUUCAAUGUAAAAAUGGUGGAACAUGUUUACCAUUAGACAAGCGUGAAUUAAUAAAAUUUGUGUGUUCAUGUCCAGAAGGUUACUACGGAAUUUAUUGUGAACGAACGAAAAGUCAAGUGAAUAUUGAAUUUUCAUCAUCGCUUUCAUCGAAACAUUUUCAGUCAGAAUUAGUGAGUUUAUUUGUAUAUUUUCUUCAAUUAGAAUGGGGUUUACCUGGAGUUUUAUCUAUUGAAAAUCGUUUUCUAUACAAACAAAUGCAACUAAACGAACUACUUGAUGUUUACAAUAAUAAUAACGACUAUUUAUCAACAUUUAUACUUGUUGAAAUAUAUUUUCAAAAUAAUAUAUCGAAUUAUUAUAUUGGUGCAAUUCUUAAAGGGAAUUCCAGAAAAAUUAAUAUAAAAAUCGAAAAAAUAAAUCGAUGUCCAUAUGUUGAUGAACUUAUUCUUAAUGAAACCGUUCGAAAAUUUCCAUUGAGAAGAAAGCUCAAAUAUUAUCAUUAUGCAUGUGAAGUGAAUAGUCUCAUAAAAUGUUUUUAUGAUGAAUCUUCUUUAUGCUUUCGUGAUAAAUAUCAUCAGCCAUAUUGUCUUGUUUUUCAACAUCAAUCAACUCAAUGCAGUAUAAAUUACUGCAAAAAUAAUGGUCGAUGUAUUGAAAAUAUCAUUAAUGGUGUAUGGGAUUUUGCUUGCGUAUGUAAUGGAUGUUCAUAUGGAUCAUUAUGCCAAUUAAUAACAUCAGAAUAUGUUCUUUCAUUCGAUGUUAUGCUUGGUCAAGAUAUAAAAACAAACAUAUCUUUCAUGAAGCAAUCUUUUCUAAUUAAAUUCGUAUUAUCAUUUAUUAUUAUCAUGAUUUUACUUGGAACUCUAUCAAAUAUCUUGUCAUUAAUUACAUUUAGACAAGGAAAAAUUCUUGAACAUAGUUGUGGUAUAUAUCUAUUUUGCUUACCGUUAAUUGGUCAAAUAGGUUUAGUUAUACUUGAUAGUCGAUAUUUUUAUCUUCUAAUAACAUAA
Messenger RNA from Rotaria socialis, 1053 nucleotides. Lineage: Eukaryota; Metazoa; Rotifera; Eurotatoria; Philodinida; Philodinidae. The record is from the annotation of a GenBank genome assembly.